CCCCCACCGCAGCCGAGCCCACCUUUCACAAAGCUUGCGACUACUCCCAUCACUCGGCCACAUCUUUCUACUGCCGCCUCGAACAGCAACUAUGAAGCUCAUCGUCACUGCCCUCGCGCUAGCUGUCGGCCUCGCAACCGCCGCACCAGCCAAUGGCGUCAACGCAGACACGUACACCGCCGAUAUCGAGACCCUACCCAAUCCCGAGAAGCGUGCGCCUCGCUUCUCCUGCGGCCAGUACAAGUUCGACGAUGACAUCGUUCAAGAGUUGUACAGUCAAGUGUGGGCAGGCUAUCAAGCAGACCAGAUGAUCUGCCGCUACCUCAAGUACGAGUCCCGUGACAAGAAGGGCCAGGAAGGCAAGAUGGUUGCUGCCAAGAUCGACAAGGGCUGCACCUGCUUCUUCUACGAGAGUCCGUGUGACCCCAACAAUGGUCUCGCCGAGAUCUGGGAGGGCUGGGUGGGCUGGCAGAACUACAUUGACACGGACAAGAAUUUCAGGGGUUGGUACUGCUUUGAGCAGAACUGAGUAUGCUCAAGAAACAAAGGCGCAGCUUUAACACUCCUGCACAUGAUAUUUCGUACGAUGGAGAGUUCUAGGACAGGAUAUCUGAG
This is a messenger RNA of Didymella exigua CBS 183.55, 615 nucleotides long. RefSeq lists its product as uncharacterized. The transcript has 2 exons. The record is from RefSeq and is a predicted model, not a curated record. The coding region runs from base 92 to 529 and encodes 145 amino acids. Lineage: Eukaryota; Fungi; Ascomycota; Dothideomycetes; Pleosporales; Didymellaceae.